This is a messenger RNA of Bombyx mandarina (wild silkworm), 458 nucleotides long. Its product is annotated as TRPL translocation defect protein 14-like. The record is from RefSeq and is a predicted model, not a curated record. Lineage: Eukaryota; Metazoa; Arthropoda; Insecta; Lepidoptera; Bombycidae.
GUAUUAUUUAUCUAUGUCGUGAUUGGAAGCGCGCCUGUCAGGCGAAGCGCAUGUUGCUGUGAUGGCUCUUUUUCACAAUUUUGUAAAUUCUUCAUUUUUAUGAUAACAACGUGUUCAGUGUCCUUUCUGGUGUAAAAUAAUUUUAAUUUGUAUUUAUGCGUUUACUUAAAAUGGCCAAUCAAUCUCAGAAAAUCGUUUACAAGCUGGUUCUUACUGGAGGACCCUGCGGCGGCAAAACAACGGGACAAUCACGUUUAAGUACCUUCUUCGAGAACCUAGGAUGGAAGGUGUUCCGGGUGCCGGAAACGGCUACCGUCCUUCUCAGCGGAGGCAUAAAGUUUGCAGACCUCAGUUCUGAAGAAGCUCUUCCUGGAAGUCCGCCAGUCGCUUCUGGUUUGAACUCGGUGACCCGGUUUGUGAAGCCCGGCAUAUGUGGCUUCGUUGAUGUAGACGACUAG